Molecule: messenger RNA, 1537 nt
Organism: Abrus precatorius (Indian licorice)
Lineage: Eukaryota; Viridiplantae; Streptophyta; Magnoliopsida; Fabales; Fabaceae
Product: E3 ubiquitin protein ligase RIE1-like
Exons: 5
Coding region: 182-1246 (354 amino acids)
Source: RefSeq, a predicted model, not a curated record
UUUAAACCCUUUAAAUUCUUUUUCAUUCCAAACUGUUCCCUGUUUUAGUUAUUCUAUAAUAAUAAUAAUAUUAUUAUAAUAAUUAUUAUUAUUAUUUCGUUCGCUUUCCCCUUUUUCAAUUUUUCCACUUUAAAUUAUGCAACGCGCGCUAUCUUUUUCUCUCUACCGAGCUUAGCCUGCCAUGUCAUCACAAACCGCCGCUACGGACGUGCCGGAGGCCCACGCACCGCUGCUCCGCGCUCGCCACGAUGUUACGCGAACCCCUGCGCUCGCGCUCCUUCUCGGCCGCGCCGGGCGCCGCGGCCCCUCCAUGCUGGUGCGGGAGACGGCGGCGCGUGAGCUCGAGGAGCGCCGCGCCGACUGGGGCUACUCAAAGCCCGUGGUGGCGCUCGACAUGUCAUGGAACAUGGCGUUCGUGGUCGUCUCGGCAGUGAUGCUGGCGUGCACUAUGGAUGAGCGACCGAACACGCCGAUCCGGGUGUGGAUCAUCGGGUACUCGCUGCAGUGUCUGGUGCACGUGGUGCUCGUGUGGCUCGAGUACCGGCGCCGGAGCCAGAGAGACUCGCGGCGUGGACAGAGGGCGCAUGACGUGGAGAGCGACGCCGGUAGCGUCGAUGAUGGCAAUGACAGCGAUGACGGAGAUGGGAGCUCUGGCGACUCGUCUCGCUCUGGAUUCACAAAGCGAUGUGAAUCAUUAAAUACUGGUGUUUCAUUCCUUUGGUGGAUAGUGGGCUUUUACUGGGUUGUCUCUGGGGGAGAUAUACUUAUGCAAAAUGCACCACGAUUGUACUGGUUGUCUGUUGUCUUUCUGGCAUUUGAUGUCUUUUUUGCCAUCUUUUGUGUUGUCUUGGCGUGCUUGAUUGGCAUUGCCCUCUGUUGUUGUUUGCCCUGCAUCAUUGCUAUUCUCUAUGCUGUUGCAGGACAGGAAGGUGCAUCAGAAGCUGAUCUUAGUAUACUUCCUAAAUACAGAUUUCGAAUAUUGAACAACGAGAAUAAGCCUAGUGGUGGAGCUGGAUCAAUGGUUCCCAUUGAAACAACCAGUAGUUACUUGGCAAAUGAACGACUACUCCUACCUGAGGAUGCGGAAUGCUGUAUAUGCCUCUGUUCAUAUGAGGAUGGAGCAGAACUCCAUGCUCUUCCCUGCAACCAUCAUUUCCAUUCUUCAUGCAUAGUGAAAUGGCUAAAGAUGAAUGCAACUUGUCCUCUCUGCAAGUACAAUAUUCUCAAGGGAAACGAACAAGUGUGACUGAAGUGUCUCCUGCUGUGUAUUUCCACAGCUGUUGUGUAUAUGUAGAUAUAUAAUUUCAAGACAAGAAACAGUUACGUCCCAACUUGGUGGGUUUUGAUCGUUGUUUUGCUUAACUGUUUCUGUAGAGAAAAGAUAUAGAGCAAUUAUAUAUGAAUAAGUUAGCGACUUUUGUCAAAUUUAGUAUUAUUAAGUCCUGUGUUUGAUUCGCUUGAAAGUUGUCCAAUUAUGGACUUUUUCUGACAGAAACUAGAUUGCUUCAUUUGCUACUGAUUGAGUAAUUGUAGGGUU